AUGGAUAUAUCGGAUAAGCUGUGGGAUGACACGGUGGCCGGACCGGCGCCGGAAGCCGGCCUGGGGAGGCUCCGGCGGAACCCUACUUUCUCUUCCCCUAUGAGACCAGCGAUCCAGCAGCGGGAGGACUCGCCGGCGACUCCACCGCCAAGUUAUGACGUCGACGCCGCCGCCGCUAUCCGCGUCACCCGCAGCAUCACCAUCGUCCGGACCGCCUCCCGGGGAAGCACCGAAUCGGGACUUUCCUCGCGGUCUCUUCCCUCCACCCGUAAUCGGCUGCCCCUCCCUCUUGAGUCAAACGGAUUCCUGCGCCUCUAUCUAAGUCUUGGGCCUUCGAUUCCUGGCAAUCACAGCGCGAACGCCGAGGGGAGGUGACCGGAAGCAUCGGUGGAGAAAAUCAUCGGGGACGGCGCCGCCGGAGCCCUUGGAGUCCUUGGAGCUACGGACUCCCACUGUCUGCGACUGAUCCGCUCUCUCUCUCUCUCUCUCUCUCUCUCUCUCUCUCUCUCUCUCUUUUUCUCAUCCAUGCAACUGCAGGGUCGUCAUCUCCUCCCUGGACCGAUAA
Messenger RNA from Spirodela intermedia, 565 nucleotides. Lineage: Eukaryota; Viridiplantae; Streptophyta; Magnoliopsida; Alismatales; Araceae. The record is from the annotation of a GenBank genome assembly.